AUGAGUAACACCGAGAUUCAAGUACGAAUAGACCCCAUUCCCGACGAAGACGACCGCAACGUCACCAGAAGAUCGAAAAAGUCGCGCUCCAAGCAUUCCAAGAAUAGAUUGAGCAAGAUUCCAUCGCAAAUUUGCAAAGUCCUGCGAAAAGGAUCGAGGUCUGAAGAUACCGAGCCAGUUUCCUGUGCUUAUAAACUAGCUGGGUGUUCUUUUACUGAUGUUGCAAGCAAAGUAAACUCGCAUGAACGGGAAUGCUCCUUCUCCAAGAUAAAAACAAAAGAUUUCCACAAUAUUUUGCAGGACCGCCUCAAAGAGGAGAAUACAAGAGUCAAGCUGCUAGAGAACGUCUACCCAUAUCUAAGUUACAAUGAUGCCGAGUUUACAGAUCUUUAUCUGACAAAAGAUGAAGACCAGGACGAAGACGCACCCUUCGUUUUCACAUCGCAGACAUUUGAUUCUCUCAAAAUGAGCUGGAGAGUUAUUGUUCAAAUCGAAGAUGUUCCCGAUGAAGCUGAGAACGCAAACGUUUCAAGAAAACAUGGAACGUUUUUCUUGUAUCAGUCCGGCUCUUCUGCGUUUUAUAAUGGACGAAAUCCCUCUCACAACAAAAUCGUCUUUCUUCUCACUGAUAGCGAGUGCACUAGCCAUAAUCCUGAGCCAAAAGCCUUCCACCAUGAAUUCUCCCAAACUCACAAGGAGUCAAAACACAUCACACUUCCUAUGGCACAAGCUGUCGUCGACGACUUGAGCGAACGCCAUGCCUUCCAGAUGCGAGUUUGGCUUUUCAAAAAAUAA
Oikopleura dioica is the source of this 795-nucleotide messenger RNA. The record is from the annotation of a GenBank genome assembly. Lineage: Eukaryota; Metazoa; Chordata; Appendicularia; Copelata; Oikopleuridae.